Messenger RNA from Eupeodes corollae, 1415 nucleotides. It is a transcript of the gene Jhbp2, whose product is annotated as protein takeout. The coding region runs from base 472 to 1206 and encodes 244 amino acids. NCBI's taxonomy places the organism in Eukaryota, Metazoa, Arthropoda, Insecta, Diptera, Syrphidae. The transcript has 6 exons. The record is from RefSeq and is a predicted model, not a curated record.
UCUCCAAUUUGAACGUCUUCAAUCUAGUUUCAUAUGUGUCUGACACGAUUUUAAGUGAUUUUGUUUUUUGUGACGUAUCUACAUUGUUGUCGAGAAACAAAGAUACUUUUGGCCCAUCAUCUGCAGAGAGGUCUGGGAUUUAAAGUUUUGAAGUAUUUCCAUUUCUAUCGCUUCGCUUCACGGUAACGGUAACAGGUGAUAGUUGGUGUUGAUGGUCGAUAAUUAGCCGUGUUAAGAGAUUUCGUUUUGCUAAAUACGUAUCGGUUGUUGAAUCGAACCUCAUAGAUACUCUGAGUGUUCGUUCCGUACGUUAAAUAAAACAAAAAUAUAUAAAAAAAGAAAAAGAAAAUAAAAUCAAAUCAAAUUCAUACUUUCGCUAUCGGAAGAGAGUGUUAAUUAAUUUUAGAGAGUGAAAAAAUUUGUAUUUGGAGGCAAAAUUCAGAUAGAAUAGAAUUGAAUAAAUCUGCAAAUAUGAAUAAAUUUAUCGUGAUCUUUGUUUCGUUAAUUUGUGGAACUUUGGCACAACAACCUUAUUACUUGCAGCAGUGUCCAAGAAAUGAAGAGGUUGUUAAUGAAUGUUUACGUGACAGUGGAAAUAGAUUGGUACACUAUUUACGACAAGGUGUUCCAGAAUUGGACAUGUAUGAGAUUGAACCAGUAAUCAUUGAUGAAAUUGGAAUUGUUUUGGGAAGUGGUCCUGAUGGCUAUCGGGCUGUGUUCAGAAAUAUUCAGGCAUACGGAGUUGGCAACAUAUCAGUAACAAAUGUGAGAUCGGAUAUCGAGACCAUGCAGUUCCAGCUGACUUGUGAAAUUCCAAGAAUCAGAGUCAAAGCUCAAUACCGUUCAACAGGUGUUUUGAUUUUGGUUAAGGCAACCGGUGCUGGACAAUACUGGGGGGAAUAUGAGGGUGUCAAGGCGAAGAUUUACUUCAAAGCCAUUCCAAAUGCUGGUGAAGAUGGAAAAACUUAUCUAACAGUCGAUAGUGUCAAAAUGGAUUUCAAUGUUAAAUCAAUUCAAAUGGGUGUUGAUAAUAUUGCCAAUGGAAAUACUGUUAUACAAGCUGCAUUGAAUUUAUUCAUCAACUCAAAUGCACAAGAAUUGCUGAAGGAAAUGAAGCCAGCAUUGCGAGCUAAACUAACAAUGGUCAUAAGAAGCUUUAUGGAUAGGUUAUUUGUAAGAAUACCAUUGGAAGACUGGUUGGCUUGAGUUUGAAGAAUUGUAUAGAUUUAACUUAUGAUAAAAUUAAGUGUGUAUUUUUAGCAAAGUAAGAAUAUUAUGGGUAUUUAUUGGCUUCUCAGAAGUUUGAUCAAAUUUUGUGGUAGAAAUGUAAACGUAUGUAAAUUAGUAUUAAGGAAAUAUUGUAAUGUAUUAAAGUUAAAUAAAAUAAUUAUUGUAUUAAAUAAUACAUAUUCAUA